GCGGCUGUGCCGCUAUUUAGGAGCAGCGGCCGCGGAGUGCGGGCGGCGACGCCGGAAGUUCUGUGCAGGAUGUUUUCUAGGUGGAGCUGGGUGGCCUGUGGCUUCUAUCUGGUGUUGAAUAUUUGUUCUCCUGAUGCUUCGGGCGGACUUGUGCAAUCAUGUGGUCACAUCAUCCCAGAGUCACCUGUACUGGCCGUUGGUUCCAAUUUCACAGCAUUAUGCAUUCUGAAUGAGAGUUGUCUUGACUUUGGCAAUAUCUAUGCCAGUCAGAUUAUCUGGAAGAUUAAAAAUAGAGUGGUACCUAAAGAACAGUAUCGUGAAAUAAACAGAACAGUUUCCAGUGUCACAUUCAAUGACACUUCCUCACUAGCUACUCCUCUGACAUGCAACAUUUUAGCAGAUGGACAUAUUGAACAGAACAUUUAUGGAAUUACGGUUACAGUAGGCUUGGCCCCGGAGAAGCCCAAGAACUUAAGUUGCAUUGUGCAUCAGAUGUCAAAAUUCACAUAUGUUAUGACUUGUACCUGGAACCCUGGAAGGCACACAUUCCUGGAUACUCAGUUCAGAUUGAGAUACAGCUGGCCAGAGGAGAUCUUUCCUGACUGUAUACCAAAAGAUGUAAACAAUUCUUGCACCAUUACUGAUAUUCAGUUCUUCGUUAACACGGAGAUCUGGGUAGAAGCAACAAAUGCCCUUGGGAAGGCUGAAUCUGAUCCUCUUGUUGUUGAUCCCAUUGACAUUGUUAAACCACUGUCUCCACAGAAUGUAUCAGUCAGCUCAGGAGUACUACCUACUGUUCUGAAGCUUUCCUGGGAGAAUUGGAUUUCAGAUGCUGUGAUGACGCUGAAAUUCAAUAUUCGCUACAGGAUUGUUGGUGACACGAACUGGAUGGAGGUUCCUUCUGAAGAUACAGCUUCCCCAAGAACUUCGUUCAGUGUUCAAGGUCUCAGACCCUAUACAGAGUAUGUCUUUUCCAUUCGUUGUAUGAAGGAAGAUGGAAUGGGCUACUGGAGUGACUGGAGUGAAGAAAAGAUCGGGAUUACCACUGAAGAUCAACCAUCUAAAGGACCACCCAUAUGGAGGAUCAUUGAUAAAUCUCACUCACCAGCUUGCUGGACUGUGCAUCUAAUAUGGAAGGCACUGAAGCCAUUUGAAGCCAAUGGAGUAAUCUUGCAGUAUGAAGUGACUGUCAGAGAUAAAUCAUCUCUUUCUGCUCCAGUGAAGAAAUACAAUGUUACCAGCACCAACCAUACCUUACAGCUGCCGGAGGGAACUUACGAAGUGACUCUGAUUGCCCGUAACAGCGUUGGGGCAUCUCCUCCAUCAGUUUUACUUAUCCCAGCAAGUAAUUCAAAACCUCCUGUGAAGAAUCUUAGAACAUUACCUAAACAUGACAAGUUGUGGGUAGGGUGGACUGCUCCUAACGGUUAUGUUCUUAAAUAUGUGAUUGAAUGGUGUCUGGUGUCCAGCAGCUCAGACUGCAUCAUAGAAUGGCAGAUUGCACUAGGAGAUGUUCAAGGUGUCGAAUUAAAAGGUAUAAAGCCUUUCAAGUGUUACUUGAUAACUGUGUACCCUCUGUAUGCUGAUGGUCAAGGAAGUGGACAGUCUGUGAAGGCUUAUCUUAAGCAAGAUCGUCCUUCGAAAGGACCUACUGUUCAGACAAAAAAAGUAGGAAAAGCUGAAGCUGUUUUGACGUGGAACCAUCUCACAGUUGAGGAACAAAAUGGAUUUAUCCGAAAUUACACCAUACUUUAUAAAACCAUUGAUGGAAAUGAAACAGUUGUGACAGUGGAUCCUUCCAAGACAGAGUAUACCCUUUCCUCUCUAACCAGUGACACCCUAUAUACUGUGCGUAUGAUGGCAUCCACAGAUAAUGGGAGCAGAACCGGUCCUGAUUUCACAUUUACUACGCAAAAAUUUGGAAAAGGAGAAAUUGAAGCCAUAGUUGUACCUGUGUGUCUAGCAUUCCUGUUGAUUGUGCUCCUUGGAGUUCUGUUUUGCUUCAACAAACGUGACCUAAUUAAAAAGCAUAUCUGGCCUAUUGUACCUGAUCCAUCCAAGAGUAACAUUGCUCAGUGGUCUCCUCAAGUUCCAGCUAAGCAUAACUUUAAUUCCAAAGAUCAGAUGUACCCAGAAGGCAGCUUUACAGAUGUAAGCGUUGUAGAAAUAGAAGCUGACGACAAGAAGUCUUUUUCAGAACAAGAUCUAAAACCCUUUGACUUGCUUAAAAAAGAAAAGACUACUUCAGAAGGGCACAGCAGUGGUAUUGGAGGAUCCUCGUGCAUGUCUUCUCCUAGGCAAAGCGUGUCUGACAGUGAUGAAGGUGAAACGACACAGAACACAUCAAGCACUGUACAGUAUUCAACUGUAGUGCUUAAUGGCUACAGAGACCAGACACCUGUACAAGUCUUUUCAAGGUCUGAGUCAACUCAGCCACUGCUAGAUUCAGAAGAGAGACCAGAGGAUCAUGCUGGAGGAGCUGACAGUCCAGCACAGAGGCAGCAGUAUUUCAGACAAAAUGGUGGUCAGGAUGAAAUCAACACAGACAGGCCGUGCUUUGAAAGAACAAAGCAGAUUACUCAUGCUAAUGAGGGAGAUCUUGCUGGAUUUGUUCAACUGCAGAUCUCAGGUCAGAGUUCACAGCCAUUGGGCCUUGGGAUGGAAAAAAAUACCCAGGAGGCUGCUCUAUCAAAUGUUUUACAGACAUAUACUGAAGGACAGACUGUGAGACCUGAAACAGUGGAAGAAAAUCCACUGUCAGUUGAUGAAAUGCCAAAAAGUUACCUCCCACAGACUGUGAGACAAGGGGGCUAUAUGCCUCAGUGAGAGAGAAGACUGGCUGUGUUUAGGCCUUCAUUAGUGCCUGUUCACAUCUUCCCCUGUGUUUCUGAUAAAGUAAGCUAGGUAUUUUUAUCUUACUGCAGAUUGAAAAACUGAAAUUGAGCGAAGAGUAAUUUGACAAAAUACAAUAAGGACUGUUUUUGUGGAAAAUUUCCAGUCCAGACCUACUGGAGAUUUACUUUUAUGCACUACAUAAAACCUUACAUCUGGAUAGCUGAACGAGCCUUUGUGCUACAUUGGGCAUUUUGUGUCUCUUCAUAACAGAAUUUCACAUGACUGAAAAGGUCAAGUUUUAAAUAUUCACAUCAGCCAAUAGACCUCCCAGAAGAAACACUUUGAUGCGUGGCAGUGUACAAGCCUAAAAAGCCAGCUCUAGUUGCACAGUGCAGCUUUGUGCAAAAGUAAGACUGAAACUCAGUUUUCUGACAUGGAAGAAUACUUGUGUGAUAUACUUUUCAAUAACUUAAUUGACUUACUGAAUUUUGACUUGGCCCACUGCCUCAAUUUUCAGCUUCCCAGACCUGCAAAUAAUGUUCGUUCCUGUUUAAAAACCAUAAAAAUUAAAUAUAACUUGCUAUGGUGUACAAAUAGGAAAACACCAAGAUUGCUUGAAUCUGAAUGCUACUAUAGUAAUUGAUACUUUACCUACAUUUAGAUAUAUGUACACAUGAACUAUAGAGUAAUUUGGCCUAAAAAAUGUGCCUUGCAACUUGACACACAGCAAUUCAGUCUCAUAUUCAAAAGUUUGGAAAUCAGAUGCCAACACAGAUCAGCAGUUAAAGGCUAUCACUAUUUCUGUUUAAGUUUUAUAUAAUUAAAGUUCUGUGGUCAUGUAAGCCUUUGUUUAGUACACUUUGCUGUGUACAGCUCAAGUAACAAGCUGUGAGCUUUUACCUUUUUUCUGAGUGCUCAGGAGAAAGGAAAUACAACUUUCCUCCUGACAGACUGUAGGUAUUAGUGUGCUGUAACCUCGCUGCUAAUACUGCAGGACUUGAAAAUGAAAGCAGCCAAAGCAUUGAAGUCAUUGAUGCUCUUGGAACUAAAACCAAAACCUGUACUCUGAAUUUGAACUUUGGUGAUAGUUCAUAUCUAUUAGUAAUCGUGAGCCACAAAACACACUUCAGUGGUUUUUAAAAUUCCUUACCUUUUUCUUAAUGUCUCACUUUUUCCCUGCUCAUACAGUUUACACUUUUUUGAGGAAGCUACAUUUCUUGGAGACUUCUUCUACCAGUGUUUAAGCAAAAAUUAAAUUACGUGACAAGAAACCCCUUCUCCAGUGAUAACCAGAAGUUUUAUGGCACUCUUAAAGAUUUUUUUUUUAAUUAACUUUAAAUCUAAUAUAGGCUAGUCAGCUUUCUAAUCUGACACUAAUUAAACUCUAUUUCAAAACACUAAAUGCUGUUUUGUGAGACUAAAACAAGUGUUUUAUUUCUCCUUCAGCAAAAUAGCUAUGUAUUUAAAACCACCUGAAACCUUUUGUGCUGUGACCUCUGGUACUGCUGUUCUGCAAAGCAGUUGCUAAAAGCCCUUGAAAGGCCUGUGUCAGUAUCAUUUCAUCUUCCCUUGUUCUGCCAGCUUGUGUGGAAGGAUGGGUAUACAUGUAAAUGUCUACAUGUGUCUUCUGAUUUUGUUAUCAAGAAAUUAAGUGCAAGAGUAAAUUCGUAAGAUUAUCUCUUGAAGUUUGGAAUAAUUUAAAACAGAUAAAGAAUGCAGAAUCUUUAACAACAUUUCAGUAUUCCACAGUUCUUUUCUUCUGACAGUAUUUUUCUGUAUGUAGGCACAUUUUUUAAAUUAAAAGGUUAUGUUGCAGCUAAUUAUAAUUACAGCUUUCUUCAGACCAGUCCUUUUCCUUUUCAUCCUACUGCACCUCAGCACCUUCAAACUCCCUCCCAGAGGGCAAAGG
Sturnus vulgaris (Common starling) is the source of this 4744-nucleotide messenger RNA. RefSeq names its product interleukin 6 cytokine family signal transducer (gene IL6ST). Lineage: Eukaryota; Metazoa; Chordata; Aves; Passeriformes; Sturnidae. Gene Ontology annotation, molecular function: cytokine binding; cytokine receptor activity. The record is from RefSeq and is a predicted model, not a curated record. Gene Ontology annotation, biological process: cytokine-mediated signaling pathway. Gene Ontology annotation, cellular component: signaling receptor complex; external side of plasma membrane; membrane.